AUGGGUGAAAAUUAUUUGGAGUUCCACUACGCCAACGAAUGUGACCUCGAAAUCCACUGCUCCCCUUUCGGACUUAGUGGUGUCUACAUUAAGGUGAAAGGUACUGACAUCAUGGGGAUUGGUUCGACCAUGGGUCUCAUUACGGGCACUUCAAGGGGCAAAAUUCACUACAACGAUAGUGCAGACAUGUUUAAUCAGAAGUACAAGUUGUACGUUGUGGUGGAUUCCGAUGGCAUGCUACGCAUUGACUUCACAAAGAUUGUGACCAUCCCUAGAACUAAUGACGAUGCCGAUAAUCUGCUGCUAGAACAGGGACCUCAUGACAAACUACCUUCUUUGAUAUUCACAGGUACGUGUCCCGAAGGACAUCUUGAUAAUAUUGAGCCUUUCAUUGGAAUAUUCUCAUUUGAGCGGGAGAAAAGAGCGUAG
Molecule: messenger RNA, 429 nt
Organism: Metschnikowia bicuspidata var. bicuspidata NRRL YB-4993
Lineage: Eukaryota; Fungi; Ascomycota; Pichiomycetes; Serinales; Metschnikowiaceae
Exons: 1
Coding region: 1-429 (142 amino acids)
Source: RefSeq, a predicted model, not a curated record